Molecule: messenger RNA, 1839 nt
Organism: Aspergillus sclerotioniger CBS 115572
Lineage: Eukaryota; Fungi; Ascomycota; Eurotiomycetes; Eurotiales; Aspergillaceae
Product: FAD/NAD(P)-binding domain-containing protein
Exons: 7
Coding region: 1-1839 (612 amino acids)
Molecular function (GO): flavin adenine dinucleotide binding; monooxygenase activity
Source: RefSeq, a predicted model, not a curated record
AUGAUUGCACGGCAUCCACUUCCUAUUAUCGAUCCGGGAUUGGUUGAUCCUGGUACUAUGGUUGGGGGGGAGUUGAAUAAUAGAGUUCGGCUCGUCGUGGAUCGGUUUAAUGCUGCGAUGGGGAAUAGGGAUGUUGAGGGUCUUGGGGGUUGUUUGGAUGAGUUGGCGUUUACGUAUCAUCUUCGGACGUUCUUCACGGCGGAGGUCAUUGCCGAGGCGAUGUUGGAGACAGGGGCUCUUCGGGGUUUUAUUCCGGCUGCGGAGAAACUGCAAUUCAUCGAGUGUGGGUUCGUCUUUCGAACGGUAUCCCCCGCUGCCGCGUGCAAGGGGAAAAUGGUGCUUUUGCCGGUGAGAAAUGGGGAUACGAUCGAGUGGAAGAUCUGGGUCUUGGUUACUGUGCUCAGUAGCUUGGAUAUGUAUCCAGAGGAUGAGUCGUUGCUGCGGUCUCCUGGGAGAUCAUUGGACGGGCUGGAGACGUUUGAAACGGAUGUCUUUAUUAUCGGAGGCGGGAAUGCCGCUAUCGCUCUCUCUGCACGUCUGAAGGCCCUUGGCGUGGAGAGCGUCAUGGCCGAGAGGAAUCCCCAUAUGGGCGACAACUGGGCCCUCCGUUAUGAUUCGCUGCGCUUCCAUAUACCGGCUGCGUGUUGUGAUUUGCCCUAUCUGCCCUAUGAAGAGCAUCUGCGAGGAAAGCAUUUCCUCAGGAAGGAUGAGUUGGCGGCGCAGGUCAGACGAUAUGUUGCGGCAUUCAAUCUCAACUGCAUCACUUCGGCCCAGAUCCAGUCGACACACUAUGACGUCUCGGCCCAGCGCUGGAAAAUCCGAUUCCAGACCCCUGAGGGCCAACGCACAGCCGUCACCAAGCACCUUGUGCUUGCUAAGGGACAUGGGUCCCAAAAGCCUCGAAUGCCAGUCAUCGCAGACCGUGAACUAUACCAGGGAAUCAGUAUCCACUCUACGCAGUACCGAAAUGCCACACAGCUGCGGGAGCAGGGUGCUAAGUCAGCCCUAGUCAUCGGAUCCGCAAACACUGCCUUUGACGUAAUGGAGGACUGCCACGCCGCUGGACUCCAGACCACAAUGAUAGCCCGAUCUCGCACAUAUAUUAUCCCAGUAGAACAUCUCAGUCACCCACUAUGUCUCGGCUCCUAUCAGUUCGGAGUCGACGCAGCAGACUGGCGCUUCGUGGCAAUCCCAAUACUCGUUGGAGGCCAGCUCGCCAAACAUGUGCUAGGACAGUUAGCGAGCCAAGAACCGCAUCGCUACGACGCACUCACAGCGACCGGCUUCGGUUUCAUGGACAGCCGCCACCCAGACGCAUCCUUCAUCCGCACCCUCUAUGAGCGCGCAGGUGGCCACUACGUGGACAUGGGCGGCACCAAGCUGCUGGCAGAAGGCAAAGUCGAGAUUAAACCCGGCGUUCAACCGGUCGGGUACACUGCCACUGGUCUGCGGCUCUCAGACGCCAGCUGUGUGGAUGCCGACGCCGUGGUAUGGUGCACGGGAUUCGCGGAUGCCAAUGUGCGUGAUGACAUUCUCGAAACAUUAGGUGAAGAAGAUGAGGCGGAAAAGAACAAGCAGGUGCUUGGUCCGCAUGCCAUUGCUGCCCGUGUGGACGCUACCUGGGGCCUGGAUACCGAGGGCGAGCUUCGUGGCAUGUUCAAGCGGCAUUUGCGCCUCGAGAACUUCUGGAUCAUGGGUGGGUUCACUCAACAGCACCGGUGGCAUUCGCGCACCCUGGCCUUUCAGAUCAAGGCGGCCCUCGAAGGAGUGUUGCCCCCAGCGUAUCGGGACACGCCGCAGUCGAAGUCGUUGAACAACAGGGAGUCCUCGGAAGCGUAG